AUGGACAAUAAACGUCCCAGGAGUUAUGCUUGUGUUGGUUACUUCGUCUAUUUCGAUAGAAUUGGACAAGACCUGGCAACUGAUAAGCAAGCGGCAAAGACAGAAUUGUCAAUAUGUGUCAGCCUUGAGGUUUUAGUGGACAGAAGAGUUUCUAACGAUGAGCCUGCUUCUGCUCCUACUCAUAUUCAUAAUAGAGAAGGGAGGGAAAUUUCAUCCUUUCUUUUCCUCUUUUCCCAUCAUCCUCAGUUCCCCACCCAGGCGCCUUCGUCUUCAAACCCCAACUCAAGCUCUCAGCCCUCAUCCUUCUUCGAGAGUCUCCUCCGAUUUUUCGCCCGAAUCUCCUCUGCUUGCGUUCGCUCCUCCCUCUGUCUCGCCGCCCUUUGCUCAGCUUCGGGAAUUAGGUUGUUGUGCUGCUAUUUGCCAUUUGAGGACAUCAGCAAAAUGAAGGCCGUGAGAUGGGAUGCGGCUAAUUUGGAGGAUAUUGAAGCAAAUAAGCCUGUGAGACAGAAAAUCAUUGAACCCAAGACACCAUAUCACCCCAUGAUUGAUGAUGUUGGCGCACAGUUUUUUUAUGAGCAUCUUUAAAUGAGAUUCCUUGCGUAGGUUCAUAGGGGGAACUAGAGAAUUUUUACUGAUGUAAGGAUAGAUGAAUUACUACACCACGAACUAGUAGUGUUUGUCCACCGUGUUGGUGGUACAAUUUGUUAUGGAGAAUCUUUUCUAUUUGUUUGUAUUUGCAAGUGGAAGAGACAUUUUGUUCUGAUGCACACCUUUAGAAAUUCUUGUUGGAUA
Molecule: messenger RNA, 792 nt
Organism: Juglans regia (Persian walnut)
Lineage: Eukaryota; Viridiplantae; Streptophyta; Magnoliopsida; Fagales; Juglandaceae
Exons: 6
Coding region: 1-585 (194 amino acids)
Biological process (GO): regulation of signal transduction
Molecular function (GO): protein phosphatase inhibitor activity
Source: RefSeq, a predicted model, not a curated record